Molecule: messenger RNA, 2096 nt
Organism: Apis dorsata (giant honeybee)
Lineage: Eukaryota; Metazoa; Arthropoda; Insecta; Hymenoptera; Apidae
Gene: epsilonCOP
Product: coatomer subunit epsilon
Exons: 4
Coding region: 24-953 (309 amino acids)
Biological process (GO): retrograde vesicle-mediated transport, Golgi to endoplasmic reticulum; intra-Golgi vesicle-mediated transport; endoplasmic reticulum to Golgi vesicle-mediated transport
Cellular component (GO): COPI vesicle coat
Molecular function (GO): structural molecule activity; protein binding
Source: RefSeq, a predicted model, not a curated record
UGAAAACCGGAACAUAUAAUUGAAUGAAAUACUACUACCGAAAUGACAAGAUGGCACGUCAGCAGCAAGCAGACGUUGAUGAACUUUUCGACGUAAAAAAUCAUUUCUAUAUUGGCAAUUAUCAACAAUGUAUCAACGAAGCACAAAAAAUCAAGUCAUCUUCACCAGAAGUAAUAAUGGAACGAGAUGUAUUUCUCUAUCGUGCAUAUAUAGCACAAAGAAAAUUCCGUGUUGUGCUAGAUGAAAUUAAUAAUUCUUCUCCUCCUGAUUUACAACCAUUGAAGAUGUUGGCAGACUAUUUUGCGAAUCCAUGUCGCAGAGAAGCGAUUGUCGCAGAAUUGCAACAAGCGACCAAUCGCACUAAUUAUGAUAAUCACAAUUUUCUGAUCGUUGCUGCAACUAUCUAUUAUCAUGAAAAAAACUUAGAAGCAGCACUUAGGAUACUUCGUAAUGUAGAUCAUCUAGAAUGUUUAGCCUUAACUCUGCAAAUUUAUUUAAAAAUGGAUCGAUUGGAUCUUGCAAAAAAAGAAUUAGUUACUAUGCAGGAGAAAGAUGAUGAUGCUACUCUAACUCAGUUGGCACAAGCAUGGUUAAACAUAAGCAGUGGUGGAGAUAAGUUACAAGAUGCUUACUAUAUAUUUCAAGAUAUGAUAGAUAAACAUUCCAGUACAAGUAUGUUAUUAAAUGGUCAAGCUACUUGUUUUAUUGGACAAGCUAAAUAUGAAGAAGCUGAAACAGCUUUGCAAGAAUCUUUGGAUAAAGAUAGUAAUAAUCCAGAUACUUUAAUCAAUAUGAUUGUACUUUCUCAGCAUAUGGGAAAACCACCUGAAGUUGCUAAUCGUUAUUUAAGUCAAUUGAAGGAUUCACAUUUGGAACAUCCAUUCGUUAAAGAAUAUUUACAAAAAGAAAUAGAAUUCCAAAGACUCAGGAAACAAUAUUCUUUAUCUGCCUAAACUAUAUUGACUCAUAGCAUUUUAUAAAUUAAAAUUAAGAAAGCAUUGAGAGUGAUAUAACAAUAUGAAUUCUAGAUGCAAAGUGCUAUGAGAUUAGGAUGUUACUGCAGGGUAUAACGCACUUCAAUUAAAAUUAAAUUUUUAUUUGUUAUAGUAUUUUUUUUUUUCUUCAUAUAUUUUUCGUUUAGUGUUUUAUACGAGAUAUUUCACUUUUGCAUGAAAUUUUUAUGAUAACUGGCAAAUAAAAAGAUAGAUAAACUAUUUACAACUUUUACAUAUAUAAUUAAGAAAAUAUAUAAAAAAUAAUUAGAUAUCUACUUCAUCUACUCUCUUAAUAAAAUAUUUACAAUAAGAAUAAAAUAUGGCUGCCAUUUUAUAUUACAGUUAUAAAAAAAUUAUGAAAGAUAAUAAAAUUCCAAAUUGCAUGCAUUUUAACAUACAGUAGGUAAAUUUCAUCUUACAUAUUGUUAUAGUGUAAUGAUUUGUUCUACGCAUUAGUAUUUAUAAAAAAAAACAAAUUACAUUGAAAUACACAUUAAACUAAAUAAAUUUACUAGUAUUUUUUCUUCUAUUAUAAAUAAAAUAUGAAAAGUUGGAGCGAUCGGCAACUUUUCUCAUAACUCCUUUGGUAAGUUGCAAUUUCUUUCGAGCCUCGCCAUCUAACGUCACAUUUUGUAAAUAUUUAGUGUCAAGCCGAAAAACGUUUAUUAUAUGGGAGAAUUCGAAAAUUUAAACGGACAAGUUUAGUUAGUCGGAAUGUGUUAAAAGUGACAAGAGUUCGGUGUAAAUCCUAAAGACAUUUGUCGUAAAAAAAGAUAAUUUCGUUAUUAAAGAUCACGAAUUAGUCACUGGAUUCCGGCGGGAGAUACAAUUGCAUUGAGACACUUUUGAAUAUCUUUGUUCUUUGGUAAUCGUUUGGGAGGGACCAAGAAACAGAUUGUGGAUUUUUUCUUUGAGAAAUAUCGUGUUGGAUCAACACAAAUCUUUAGAACAUGGCGACACAAAAUAGGAACGCACUUUGCUAGUCGUAAACCUGUACGUCCGCUAAGAAUUUGAAAAAUAGAAGUGUGCGAUUAAACGUCACAACGGCUGAGCAAAAGUACUAUUUACUAUUGGAAUUACAUGACAAUAAACGAGAUACAA